Molecule: messenger RNA, 2227 nt
Organism: Camellia sinensis
Lineage: Eukaryota; Viridiplantae; Streptophyta; Magnoliopsida; Ericales; Theaceae
Source: RefSeq, a predicted model, not a curated record
AUCUAUAAAUAAAGCUAAUGACCCUGGUUAGAGAGGGGUUGGUUGGGUUGGGGAACUUCCCUGAUAAGUAAUUCUUAGAAAAUGGCCGAACCAGACAAAGAAGGAAUAGCAGCAUAUUUCCCUGACGAUUUCAAGCAAUAUCUGGACACUCAACUCAGCCACUGCCCAGCGGUGGAUCAUUUUGAUGGUGAAGAUGUCUUCUGUGGAUGGGUUUUCUGGAGCCGAGAAGACGACCAAUCCGAACAUCCUCCGAAUAUUUUGGAUUUAAAAAAGAAGAUCAAAGAUCUGCUUCGAAAAGGUUUAGACUGUUGGUUAGAAUCUCCAGCACUAAUUCAAUUUUGGGCACCCAAAAUGACCAUGGAUGGCCGGUCUUAUCUUACAACUCAAAACCAACCUUUCGCUCUUUCUACAUCUGAGGAAGAAAUUGAUGAUGUUAAAGGACUUUGUGGGUAUAGGAUGAUCUCUAAGGACUAUAAAUUUUACAUGGAUAGAGAGAGUUCUGAUGAACAACUUGGGGUUCCUGGCCGUGUGUUCAACCACGGAUCUCCCGAAUUCUCUCCCAAUGUAGAAUAUUACUCUAUCAAAGAGUAUCCAUUGCGCCACCAUGCUUUACGUUGCCAAGUUGAACAAUCUUGGGCUAUCCCACUGUUUGAUCCUUCUACCCUCUUAUGCGUUGGUGUACUUGAGAUAGUUUCAACAGCGCGCCGCGGCAUUGAUUUCCUGGUUUUGCAUGAUUAUUUGGAGGAGGUAGGUCUGGAAUAUUCAAUUUCACAUGCAGACCAUGACACGGAUGACACGGAUUUAGUUCAGAAAGUGAUACAAAAAAGCCAUGCCUUUAAUGAAAUCCGCAAGGUGUUGGAAGUUGUGUGUGAAGAUCAUGAUUUACCUUUGGCUCAAGCAUGGGCUCUGGUUAAGGGUGACAUUUUCCAUGUGAUUCAGAGUUUCGAGAAAUCUGGGUACUUCGAGUUCAGCCGGGUCAACGGUGUAUCUCACUUAAGAAAGUGGCAAGGAGUUGUUGGGAGAGCAUUCUCGUCCCCUAAUGUAUUAUUUUGCAAGGAUGUAACCCAACUUAGCAUGAUUGACUACCCAUUGGCACACUGUGCACGACUUCAAAAAUUAGGUUGUUGUUUCGCAAUAGGCUUGCAAAGUAGUUGCACCGGAAAUGACAUUUACGUGUUAGAGUGCUUUAUGCCGCCAAGCAACAAAGACUAUUAUGGUAAUCAACAGACUGCAUUGAGGAAAAUAUUGGAAACGAUGAAGAAAAUUUUUCAUACUUUUAAGCUUGCUUCUGGAGAAGAACUUGGGGGACAUUUAUAUAUUGAAGAAAUUCCUUUUCAGAAUGGUGAGAAACUUGAUUCUAUUCAAAUGUCCCAAACUACUAAAUCUUUGCCUAGGCUGGAGCCCUUACAAAGUGGAGGAGAGAUGACACAACUGGAUUUAUCGAAUCAACAAUCAAUGGAUGCAUUAAACAAUGAAAGCAAUGUUGUAAGUGCGGAACGAGGCAACAUUGAUGUUACUUGUUCACAGGAAAAAGGCAAAACAAAGAGGCCAAAAAGAGGGCACAAUAAAACUGGAGUUAAAAUUGAAAUUCCUUUAGAUGAUAUCCUACAAUAUUCAAAAAUGAGCCUCAUGGAUGCUGCAGAUAACCUCCAAGUUGGCAUAUCUACACUGAAGCGUGUUUGUAGAGAUUAUGAUAUACCGAGGUGGCCACCACGCAAGAAGAAUAUGGGUGGUUGCUGUCAACCUAGUGAAUCUUCCCCGGGUGUUGAUCAUCAACAAAUACCACAAUUAAGUUCUGAUCAGCCUUUUAGUCAAGCCUCAGCUGCUGUUGUUCAUGCAAACCCACGUAAUACAGUGAUCCAAGAUGCAAAUAUUGUGACCGUGAAGGUAAAAUAUAUCAAUGAUAUUAUAAUGAAGUUUUCGUUGUCUUUGUCAUCGGGACUAGUUGAGUUGCAGCAACAAAUCGCCAAUAGACUGCACUUAGAGGAUGGAACUUAUUAUGUCAAGUAUAAAGAUGAGGAUGACGACUUAAUUGCAAUAGUUUGUGAUCAGGACUUGCAAGAUUAUAUAAGCAGUUCUAAAUCGCUGGGCAGCACUACCAUCAUGGUAUUCAUUGUUCCAAAGUAGUCAAUUAUUAGUGACCAACUUGAAUCAUUUCAGUUUUUUUUGUUGUUGCUAUAUUUUCUUUUGUUCUAUCUUAUGAUUCUAGAGAUGGUUGUUGCUAUCA